Molecule: messenger RNA, 1402 nt
Organism: Zea mays
Lineage: Eukaryota; Viridiplantae; Streptophyta; Magnoliopsida; Poales; Poaceae
Exons: 2
Coding region: 16-1239 (407 amino acids)
Source: RefSeq, marked validated
AGACACAACGCACCGAUGCACCUCUCCAGACUCCAGCUCUGCUCCGCUUCGCAGCCAGCUCCUCCUCCCCUGCUUCACCUGCGCUUCAAUUGUCGCCAUCCUCCACCGGCUAGUUACAUUAUAAAUACCCCAUCCAUGGAUUGGCUGUUAGCACCGUCAUCCAUCCUAGCACCGUCAUCCAUCCAUCGGCUGGAUUUCCCAAGCACGCUGCUGCCAGGGUCUCCAGCUGCAAGCACGCAUCAGCAUUCCACAAGCGAAAUGGCGGCGACGGCAGCCGUGCCUUCUUGGCGCCGGGCAUUCGCGGCGCUCUUGCUGGUCCUGCAGCUGCGCGGCGCGCGGUCGGCGACGUUCACCAUCGCGAACAACUGCGGCUACACGGUGUGGCCGGGGCUGCUGUCCAGCGCGGGCUCCGCGCCGCUGCCCACCACGGGGUUCGCGCUGGCGCCUUCGGAGUCCCGUGCCGUGGCGGCGCCCGCGGGGUGGUCGGGCCGCCUCUGGGGCCGCACGCUCUGCGCCGCCGACGCCGCCACGGGGCGGUUCGCGUGCGCCACGGGGGACUGCGGGUCCGGCGACGUGCAGUGCAGCGGCGGCGGCGCCGCCCCGCCCGCGACGCUGGCGGAGUUCACGCUGGACGGCAGCGGCGGGCUGGACUUCUACGACGUCAGCCUCGUGGACGGGUACAACCUGCCCAUGAUCGUCGCGCCCAGCAGCGCCUCCACCACGGCAGCCGGCGGCAAGUGCGCGCCGACGGGGUGCGCCGCGGAGCUGAACUCCGCGUGCCCGGCGGGCCUGCGGGUGGAGGCCGCGGCGGACGGGCCCGUGGCGUGCCGGAGCGCGUGCGACGCCUUCGGGGACGCGCAGUACUGCUGCAGCGGCGCGUACGGCACCCCCACCGCGUGCCGCCCGUCGGCCUACUCCGAGUUCUUCAAGACCGCGUGCCCGCGCGCCUACAGCUACGCGUACGACGACGCCACCUCCACAUUCACCUGCGCCGCCGGCAGCACCGACUACACCAUCACCUUCUGCCCCGCCGUGCCCACCAGCGUGAAGUCGACGGGGCAGAACCCUCAGGCCGCCGGGUUACCGCAGCAGCUGAACAACGGCACCACCAUGGUCUUCUUCGGCGGCAACACACAGACCAGCAGCGCCGCCGCCUCAUCUGCCAACUCUCUCUUCGCCGUCACCGUCACCAUCACAGCAGCCGUCGCGCUCGCGCUCUCGCGCUCGACUCGCCUGUGACCGGUCAUCAUCGCUGUCAGGUGGGCCACGCUUAUCAGAAGACCGGUGAGCAUACAUACAGUAUGUUGAGCCCCUAGCGACUGCGACGGAACAUGAGCAUAGUAUUCUAGGCUUGUAGCUUAGGUAGGACGAGUAGAAUUUCUUCUUUUGUUUUUUGGCUUCG